CUGGGGUCGUCCAUCUGGGUGGUGCCGGUCUGUCCUGUUCUUUUUUUAUUAGCUUCUGUGGGCCCAUAUUGUCAGCCUUUAUUUGUUUGUUUUUUGGAAAUCGCGCCCAUUUUAGCUGUGGGUGGCAGCUAGCUCAGGUCGCUUUCCCCAUUUUUGCUUUUCCCGUUUGUUAUCGAGGGCGCUCUGCUCGGAGCGAGGGGCGCUCUCUCGCCGUGCUCAGAUGGCUACUAGAAGACGCAGAGAGCUACCUGAUUAUGGUAUGAGUAACAUAGGAGAAGAAGUUGAUGACGCCCCCAUUGAUGAAUGUUCAUCCGAUUCUGAUGGCGCUGGACUGUCCGAGCCUGAUGGUGAUCCCGCUCAAAGUGAAGGAUCAUCCUCUAGUGAUGACCAAGCUUUGCAGCGAAAACUGUACAAGGAAGUUUUAAUAGAUUAUGAAAGGCUUAAAGAAUUGAAAAGGAAACUCAAGUUGUCUGUAACCCUUGAGAACAACAAGUCUAAGCCUGACCACAAACCCAAAGACGCUUUCACCCGGUUUUCUGUCACAGCUUUUUCUUCUGUUUUGGAUUCUCUAAACCCCAGACAGAGAGAAGUCAUUGAGAGCUAUGGGUUUGGUUCCCUGUUGAAUUUUGACAAGUGCUUCGUCCCUAACAAAUUUGCAAAGUGGGUAGCUAAUGUGGUUGACUACAAGUAUGGAGAUAUAGUUGUUGAUGGCAAAAUUAUAUCAUUGACCAAGGAAUCUGUUCACUGUGUGCUUGGUAUCCCUCUUGGCGGCGAUCCAUUUCCUUCCGACACUGUCUGCGGGAAAGAAUUUGUUUUAAACAAGUUCCAAAAGAGUUCUAUACCGCCAGUGACUUUCUUUUCUAACAAGCUGGUCAAGGAAGGAGGAACGUUGUCUGAUGAGGAUCUCUUUGUCUGUUUCAUCAUUGUUGCUUUAAGUAGUUUUUUGUGUGCAAACUCUUCAUCAACCCCAAGCCCUAAGUAUUUUGGUAUUUUUGGUGAUAUCAAAAGAGUGAAAGAGUUUGACUGGUGUGGAUAUGUCUUGGAUUGGCUACUUGAUGGUGUCAAAUUGUUCAAAAAAUCUAAACCUUCUAGGGUCAAAGACAAUCGCACUCUUGCUGGAUGUCUCUACUACCUUGCUGUUGAUAUGGGUUUUGGCAAAUACGAGCUUUUGUAUCCCAAUGUCCCUCACCAACCACUGGAAAAUAGGCUAGUUACUUUGAUGUUUUCAGCCCCCAUUUUUUCAUAACCUCCUUACUGGUUGUCUUUCAAAAAAUUGUAUUUUAUUUACUGGUACUUUUUUUUUAUUUUUCCCGUGUGCCCCCAUGCAGUUUUGAUUCUGGCAUCUACACAAUGAUGUUCCUUGAGCACUGGAAGUCACCCAGGACAGUGAUGCGUAACAUAUUUGACUCGUCAGAUAUCAACAUCAUCAGAGUCAAAUUUGCUAAUGAUCUGCUAUUCCUCCCUGGAAAUUCUAGAAACAAAAAUCGCGUCAUUGAAUAUAGCAAUUGAGGCUUCAUCUAACACGAUUAUUUGGCACAUGUCAGGCUCCCAUUGAAAAUAUCAAGUUCAAGUUCUGCAUAUACAUAAACCAGAAAGAAUGUGUUAUUUUUUCUAUGCAAGAGGAUAUGACAUAGUAGUCUACAUAUAGUGCUUCUUUAUCCGUAGGAAAUGAUAUUGUAAUAGUCUGUGCAAGGUUAAUACUCUCCCGUGCUAUAGAAUACUCAUGUAAUACCAAACAGAACUUAUGUCACUUUUUUACAUCGUAUCUAGUAUCUUUGACAAGAAUAA
Molecule: messenger RNA, 1788 nt
Organism: Panicum virgatum (switchgrass)
Lineage: Eukaryota; Viridiplantae; Streptophyta; Magnoliopsida; Poales; Poaceae
Exons: 7
Coding region: 221-1246 (341 amino acids)
Source: RefSeq, a predicted model, not a curated record